Molecule: messenger RNA, 198 nt
Organism: Opisthorchis viverrini
Lineage: Eukaryota; Metazoa; Platyhelminthes; Trematoda; Opisthorchiida; Opisthorchiidae
Exons: 1
Source: RefSeq, a predicted model, not a curated record
GCCCUACAAAACCUAUGCAUCGGUCAAAGAGGGCAAGGGGUCCAAAAGCUUUUAGACAGCCGUUUGCAGUCUGAGCCAAUUCCGGUGGCCCGAGAUGCCAAACGUGGCGUUACUACUGAGGAAGCACGUGAUAACUGGCGACGGGAUCAUGUCAAAGAAGCAGGACAAAUGAACAACAUUCUUGAUCAGGGCUGGCCC